CCCACGCGAGGCGGCUCGGGGCGGGAGCGCGGCGCGUCUCGGAGAUGUGGCGACCGCUGCGACUCUGCCGCUUCCACUCUGCCAUGCUGCAGGGCAGGGAGAAGGCCUGGCCGCCCCCCGCUACCCACUUCCAGAAAAGCUUCAGGAGCCCCCCUGCAAGGGCCCUGCGGCGCGCGUCCCUGUGGAGGAAGGCGCUGUCCGGCACCGUGGUGGCCGUACCCCUGCUCCUUGGCGUCCGCUACUUCACCUCCGAGCCUCGCGAGAGGAGGCGCAUGCGGCUCACCGUGGACGGCAUCGGGCGCUUCGGCAGGUCUCUGAGGAUCGGCCUGCUCAUCUCCCUGGACUACUGGUGGUGCACGAACGUCGUUCUGCGCGGGGUGGAGGAGAACAGCCCGGGCUACAUGGAAGUGAUGUCAGCGUGUCACCAGCGUGCUGCUGACGCACUCGUGGCUGGCGCCAUCAGCAACGGGGGCCUGUACGUGAAGCUGGGCCAGGGGCUGUGCUCCUUCAACCACCUGCUGCCGCCCGAGUACAUCCGGACCCUGCGCGUGCUGGAGGACAGGGCCCUCAGCCGGGGCUUCCGAGAGGUGGACGAACUGUUCCUUGAAGACUUCCAGGCCCUGCCCAGCGAGCUCUUCCAAGAGUUUGACUACCAGCCCAUAGCUGCCGCCAGCCUGGCCCAGGUGCACCGAGCCCAGCUGCAGGACGGCACCACAGUGGCCGUGAAGGUGCAGUACAUCGACCUGCAGGACCGGUUUGAGGGAGACGUGCACACGCUGGAGCUGCUGCUGCGCCUGGUGGAGCUCCUGCACCCCAGCUUCGGCUUCAGCUGGGUCCUGCAGGACCUGAAGGGGACCCUGGCACAGGAGCUGGACUUCGAGAAUGAGGGCCGGAACGCUGAGCGCUGUGCCCGCGAGCUGGGGCACUUCCGCUACGUCGUGGUCCCCCGGGUGCACUGGGAUAAGUCCAGCAAGCGCGUGCUGACAGCCGACUUCUGUGAGGGCUGCAAGGUCAACGACCUGGAAGCCAUCCGGCGCCAGGGGCUGGCGGUGGCUGACAUAGCGGAGAAGCUGACGCGGGCGUUUGCGGAGCAGAUAUUCUACACCGGCUUCAUCCACUCGGACCCGCACCCUGGCAACGUGCUGGUGCGCAAGGGCCCGGAUGGGACGGCCGAGCUGGUGCUGCUGGACCACGGGCUCUACCAGUUCCUGGACGAGAAGCACCGCUCGGCCCUGUGCCAGCUGUGGCGGGCCAUCAUCCUGAGGAACGACGCUGCCAUGAGGGAGCACGCAGCCACCCUGGGGGUGCAAGACUACCUGCUGUUCUCCGAGAUGCUCAUGCAGCGGCCGGUGCGCCUGGGGCAGCUGUGGGGCUCGCACCUGCUGAGCCGCCAGGAGGCGGCCUACAUGCAGGCCAUGGCGCGCGAGCACUUUGAGCGCAUCAUGGUGGUGCUGCGGGCACUGCCGCGGCCCAUGCUGCUCGUGCUGCGCAACAUCAACACCGUGCGGGCCGUGCACGCCGCCCUGGGCAGCCCCGUGGACCGCUACUUCCUCAUGGCCAAGAGUGCCGUCCGGGCCUGGAGCCGCAUGGCCGGUGCCACAUACCAGGGCCUCCGCAGCAGCAGCUUCCUGCGCCACAUCAGGGUGUUCUGGGAGACGCUCAAGUUCGAAGUAGCCCUGAGGCUGGAGAUGCUGGCCAUGCGGCUCACCACCCUCCUGAUUCGAGCCCUGGUGCACCUGGGCCUCAUGCCCCCAACAGAAGAGCUGUACCAAGCCCUGGAGACCUAGGCCCUGGGGCCCCAC
This is a messenger RNA of Lepus europaeus (European hare), 1802 nucleotides long. It is a transcript of the gene ADCK5, whose product is annotated as aarF domain containing kinase 5. The transcript is spliced from 15 exons. The coding region runs from base 45 to 1787 and encodes 580 amino acids. The record is from RefSeq and is a predicted model, not a curated record. Lineage: Eukaryota; Metazoa; Chordata; Mammalia; Lagomorpha; Leporidae.